GAAGGAACGGUAUAGAAUUCUCUUGCCACUCCCCUGUCCAGCAUAUUUUAUAGCAACUUUCACCAACGAGUCUUUUCCUUUCGCUACUAAUCUCAAGUCGGUAUUCGGUUAGCUUGCUGCUUGCACUCACUGUACCCAGAUUCUGAUUGAGCUCUCAACGGUGCGCCUCGAUCAUUUGCAGAUACUUCAGCUGAAUGCCAAUCAGCUGAAUAACACCAAGAAGGCUGAGAUCGAUGUGCUCUUCUAUAAUCGUGUACCCAAAACAGGCAGCAUGCAACUUAUAGAACUGAUGCGAGCCCUGGGCAAAGUGCACGACUAUGAGGUGGAGAAAGAUCCACAGAACGGCGGCAUUCGGCCAUUGCUAGACACCGCCGAGGAGGGCGACUGGAUAGAUAAUAUCGUUAAUCUCGAGGAUGGCACCGUAUUUGCCAGUCAUGUGAACUAUUUGAACUUCAGCAAACACGAACAGCCGCGACCCAUUUACAUCAAUAUGGUGCGUGAUCCGGUUGACCGCGUCAUCAGUUGGUAUUACUAUAUACGUGCCCCAUGGGUAUUUGUGCCGGGUCGUCGUCGUCACAAUCGCGAAAUGCCCAAUCCCCAAUGGGUCAACACCGAAUUCGAUCAGUGUGUGCUGAGCGGUGAAAAGGUCUGCACCUACAUUGAGGGCUCCCUGCUGGAGCGUGUGGGUGAUCAUCGCCGUCAAACCCUAUUCUUUUGUGGCCACAAUGAGUUCAAAUGCACGCCCUUCAACUCGCGGCUGGCCCUGCAGUUGGCCAAACAGAAUGUGGAGCGCGAAUACGCGGUUGUGGGCACUUGGGAGCAUACUAAUGAAACUCUGGCCGUUUUGGAGGCUUAUGUACCGCGCUACUUUGCGGAUGCCUCCAAAAUGUACUACUCGGGUCUACACGCCGCCAAAGCGAACGACAAUCCCAUGAAGCCUCACAUUCGAGAUGAAAUUAUGGACAUGGUUCGUCGCAAUUUCACGCGCGAAAUCGAGUUCUAUCAAUUCUGUCGCCAACGUUUGCAUAAACAAUAUCUGGCACUAAAACUCAAUGAACUGAUGCGCCUGGACAACAGUUUAGUUCAAUUGCAAUCAGCCAAUGAGCUGGCCGUCAGGGAUUAG
Messenger RNA from Drosophila montana, 1123 nucleotides. Its product is annotated as heparan sulfate 2-O-sulfotransferase pipe-like. Bases 272 to 1123 code for a protein of 283 amino acids. The record is from RefSeq and is a predicted model, not a curated record. Lineage: Eukaryota; Metazoa; Arthropoda; Insecta; Diptera; Drosophilidae. Gene Ontology annotation, cellular component: membrane. The transcript has 3 exons. Gene Ontology annotation, molecular function: sulfotransferase activity.